UUUCGAAUUUCGCUAGAACGGUUAGCGGUUCAUUGAAGUUGCGCGCGGGGCGAGUGGUUUAUCAUUAAUAUUUGUAUUUGCUGCGUAAUUGUGAUACUCGGUUUCUGCGCCGUGAAUAUGCAGUUAUUUUUCCUGCUAACCUGCGUGGUUAUGCUGCUCCAUUCUGGAACUGUGUUUGCGUCCAAAAUGGAGUUCUUCUCUUCGGUGCAUCAAAUGUCAAAAUUAGUGCAAUUUGAAGGUGUUCUCUUAAAGCAUAUGCAAAAAUAUGUAGAGAUUAAUGAAAAUAAAUUGGAUUUUCUCAAGGCUCGUUUGGCCGAAUUGGAAAGUGAUCGUUAUGAAGCGCUACUGGAAGGCUUGGACUAUUUUGACAGUCCGGUAAACAAAUAUUUAUUGACAAAACAUUUAACUUUGGACUGGGAGCGUGUUGAAAAUAUUAUGCAACAUGAUUCGGGAAAAAAAGCGCUCAGUAAAAUAGAACAUUACGUUAACGUCCAUCCAUUCCCCGAAGUUUCCGAUUUAGAAGGAGCUAUUGCCGGCUUUUUGCGCAUACAAGAUGUCUACCGGUUGAAAACGUCUGAUAUGGCUCAAGGUAUUCUAGAGGGUGUGAAAUACAACGGGGUAAUAGAUGCACGACUCUGUUGGGAUAUUGCGAAAUAUGCUGAAAAGGAAAAUCAAAUGCGACUAGCACAUGCUUGGGCCUUGGAAGCACUACAACGUUUGCACAAAGCCGAAGAGAACACCGGCGAACUGCAGUACGUGUCGGAGAAAACCGAUGAAGCCGAAGUUUUGGAAUUAUUGGCGAAGACUAAAAGGCACUUGGGUGAUUUGAAGGGCGCAAACCAAACCUAUGCUGAGCUUGUAGCAUUGCGACCGGAUGUCGAGAACUAUACGAAGAGCUACUUAGAUUUCCAGUUAGAAAACAUGUUGGGGGAAUAUUCGACUGUUGAUCUCACCGACGAGCACGAGCCCCUGCCAGCGCACCUGCACAGCACCGAUGAGUUCACGCGCUACAAACACACCUGCAAUGGUUUGCUUAAGCAAACUCCAAGCGAGGAGCGUGAAUUGCGUUGCGGCUAUCUCACCGAAACCCAUCCAUUUCUACUGAUCGCACCCAUUAAAGCCGAAGAGUUAAAUCAUGAUCCGUUUCUUGUGGUUUAUUACGAUGUUGUGUCGGAUGCUGAAAUCGAGAAAAUGAAGACUUUAUCCAAUAACCAUAUAGUGCGAGCAAAAGUGAUGGGUUACAACGAGAGCCUAAUCUCGCCGGUUCGCACAAGUCAAUUUGUCUUCCUGCCAAAGCAGUCACACAAACUACUGCAAGCGAUUGAUAUGCGCGCUGCGCAUAUGUCUGAUUUGAAUAUGGAUUUUGCAGAAGAUCACCAAUUUCAGAAUUAUGGCAUAGGCGGACACUACGGACAACAUUACGACGCGUUUGAAUUGAAGGCGGAGAGCUUCAUAAGUAAUCCUGAAAUGGGUAAUCGGAUUGCAACUCUGCUUUUUUAUUUAACGGAUGUUGAGCAGGGCGGUGGCACUGCCUUCCCCUACCUCAAGCGUCUGUUGAUGCCCAGGAAGGGCGCUGCGGCGUUUUGGUACAAUAUGCAUGCCGACGGUGUAAGGGACCCACGCACUCUUCACGGCGGCUGUCCGAUUAUUGUGGGCUCAAAGUGGGUGCUCAAUCGUUGGAUACGCGAAUAUGUGCAGAGCGACAGACGACCUUGCGAGUUGUGGCCUGACAGCGGCCUUUGAAGGCUUUUCAUGGCAUUGAUAUAUUUUAAUGUUUAAGUAUUAUAUUUAUGUAAAGUCGAUUUCGUUAACUCAAUUCGGAUGAGGCUGUUUAUUUUAGUGGUGAAAAAUAAAAUAUUUUCUUCAAAAUACUUACACGAUCUGCAAAAUCCAAUACCGAAAAGUUAAAGUAAGCAAAGCCGUAAAUUAGUUUUAAGUGUUUCUUUUAAUUAUUGUGUGUAUUUUCUGCAGAAUGUUCAGCAAUAAAGUUAGUUCAUUUCACUAUUCAUUAA
Messenger RNA from Bactrocera oleae (olive fruit fly), 2012 nucleotides. Lineage: Eukaryota; Metazoa; Arthropoda; Insecta; Diptera; Tephritidae. The record is from RefSeq and is a predicted model, not a curated record.